AUGAAGCAUUCUUUCUUGGUCGAUUCUUGUUCAUAUUCAAGAAUAUUUCGUUGUGUUUUCUUUCUCUUAUACGUUUGUAUCUCCUUCGUAACAACAACCAAUGCCCAAGUAUUCCAGCGACGGCUCUGGCCAUGGUGGCCAGGGUUUCCAGGGUACCAGCCACAGCCUUGGCCAUUUGAGCCAUCAGCACCACCUAAGCCUCAACCAAAGCCACCGCCAUCACCUGCAUGCCCACCAACAGCAACACCACCUAAGCCUCAACCAAAACCACCACCACCUAGCCCAGCUCCUUGCCCACAAACACCACCUAAGCCUCAACCAAAACCACCACCACCACCUAGCCCAUCUCCAUGCCCACCACAACCACCAAAGCCUCAACCAAAGCCAUCACCACCACCUGGCCCACCACCAAAGCCAGGACCGUCUCCAUCGCCACAUAAGCCACCUGAACCAUCGCCAAAACCUAGUCCACCGAAGCCACCUAAGCCAUCGCCAAAACCUAGCCCACCUAAGCCACCUGUCCCGUCGCCAAAACCUAGCCCACCUAAGCCACCUGCCCCAUCGCCAAAACCUAGUCCACCUAAGCCACAGAACAAAACCAUACCCGCCGUGUUUUUCUUUGGGGAUUCGAUCUUUGACUCAGGAAAUAACAAUAAUAUAAAGACAAAGAUAAAGAGUAACUAUCGUCCCUAUGGUAUGGAUUUUCCUAUGGGAGUUGCCACUGGUAGAUUCAGCAACGGAAAAGUCGCUUCCGAUUAUAUAGGUUAG
This is a messenger RNA of Microthlaspi erraticum, 768 nucleotides long. The record is from the annotation of a GenBank genome assembly. NCBI's taxonomy places the organism in Eukaryota, Viridiplantae, Streptophyta, Magnoliopsida, Brassicales, Brassicaceae.